AUGACGUGCGACGUCUGUGAAACCAUCAUCGACAUAUACUCAGCGGGCUUCGAAGAAUGGGAUGAAGAGAUCCUCGGGGAAGUCUCGACGGUGCUGAACAGCAACUGUCCUCAUGCAGAGUCCCUCCGUCGAGCCGCCAACUUUGACAGGCCAAUAGCCGACUUCCCGAAUGAGCUCUUGGCUAUAAAGAAGGAAGGGAAGCAGACGGGUGUCCGGUUGGGGCUGGCUCACUUGACCCCUGAGGAUGAAGUAAUCUUUGAUAAUGUCUCUACGACUUACAUGGACCUUGUUGCACCGAGAGGUUCGGUCGACCACCCAGGACAGGGCAUCUUGCCUGACCCGAAGUGGAUUGAUCUCGAUAUCAUUCGUGGUUGGUUCUCGGCCUGCAAGAAUUCACACCAGUCACAAUGCGGUGAGCCACCUUGGCUGAAAGGAGUCGAGCCUGCCGAUCCCGAAUGGUUCAUCGACGUGGUUGACAACUGCAUUGUAUCUCCUCCAGGAAGGGGAUUGGACUACGUUGCCUUGUCAUACACCUGGGGCCUGGGUCGGAAUCUCAAGAACACAAAGGUUACACUCAACGAGCUGAGACAGCCCGGGGCCCUAUGCGAGCCAAAGUUUGCAAGCCAACUACCAGAGACUAUUCGAAACACCAUAGACAUUGUUAAAUUACUCGGCGAACGAUACCUCUGGGUUGAUGCCCUGUGUAUCAUCCAAGAUGACCCCGUAAGUCUUGGUCGGAAUCUGAACCAAAUGCAGCUUAUUUACGCAAAUUCGACCUUUUGCGUCAUGGCGGCUACUGGAUGUGGCGCUGAGUUUGGACUCCGUGGUCUCAAGGGCCUCUCUCCAGAGAGAGACCUCGGAAUGCGCAUCUACGAUCUGGCAGAUGGCAACAAGUUGAUAGCCAAGCCUCUGUCGCAGGACCCGACUGCCGGGACCAAGUACUCGUAUCAUCAGCGAGGCUGGACCUUUCAAGAGUGGCUCUUCUCCCGUCGACGCUUGGUAUUCAAUCACGGCCCUCUCGUGUGGCAAUGCCAAUGCGCCCGGUGGCAAGAGACAUUCAGCAUUAAUCUAGAAGCUGAUGCUCAGUGGAGUCGAAUGUUUCGAACUAAGGAGUCUGCUCUGGAUCCUUCGCCGAGCAUCUGGGAUUUCAUGUCAAUGGCCUCAACGUUCAACACCAAGGCAUUGACUAUGCAGGAAGAUGCACCGAGAGCUUUUGCGGGGAUACAGGCUAUGCUUCAUCGAGUCCACCCCGGCGGCUUGUUGUAUGGAUUGUCCGAGUUCUUUUUCGACAUGUCUCUGGCUUGGGCAAGUCUCUACUCCAAUAUCCAGAGAAGACAAGGAUCAAACGCCGCGAAUGUACUUCAGGAUGGACUUCCAAGCUGGUCAUGGCUAGGCUGGGAGGGUGAUGUCAACUUUCCUAAAGAUGCCGAAUUUGAAGUCAUGCAGCCGUGGAAUUAUCAUGAGCAAAAGAUUGGCUUUCAGGAGCCCGUCACAGAAUGGUUUACUAUGGCGACGCCGGACUCGACCAGCAGAAGGAGACUUUCGCCAGAGGUUGGUCUACUUGGCUUGGACAUGACGUCGAGCGAACCGAUCAAGGCAGCUCAGGAAAAACGAGAAUACCUGGCAUGGAUCCGCGAGAUUGUUACUUUGUUUUGUGGGUUGAAAGGAUAA
Messenger RNA from Fusarium keratoplasticum, 1671 nucleotides. Its product is annotated as HET domain-containing protein. Lineage: Eukaryota; Fungi; Ascomycota; Sordariomycetes; Hypocreales; Nectriaceae. The transcript has 3 exons. The record is from RefSeq and is a predicted model, not a curated record. The coding region runs from base 1 to 1671 and encodes 556 amino acids.